This is a messenger RNA of Torulaspora delbrueckii, 1467 nucleotides long. It is a transcript of the gene ICE2, whose product is annotated as Ice2p. NCBI's taxonomy places the organism in Eukaryota, Fungi, Ascomycota, Saccharomycetes, Saccharomycetales, Saccharomycetaceae. The record is from RefSeq and is a predicted model, not a curated record. The transcript has a single exon. Gene Ontology annotation, biological process: endoplasmic reticulum inheritance; septin ring assembly. Gene Ontology annotation, cellular component: perinuclear endoplasmic reticulum; cortical endoplasmic reticulum; endoplasmic reticulum membrane. The coding region runs from base 1 to 1467 and encodes 488 amino acids.
AUGACCACGAUAUCGAAAAGCUUCUUACAAGGAACGCGCAUGGCGUUGGCGGGCUUCUACCUGUUGUCAACAUUGGUUACAAUUCCUAUAUCUUUUAAAGUCGGUGGACUUUAUUGUGGUCUAUCAUUUACUGUGACGUUGUUCAAUCUGUACCUGAUAACGACCACAUUAUCGAUGGUCGCACAGAGUUAUGGCAAUAAAUGUUACAUUGUUGGUACUACUUUCAUCUAUUAUUUGCAACAUUUUAUGAUUGCAUCUUUACUUUACCUAUUUCUCUCUGGGUUUUCAAACGAGGAGUUGACGAAAGUUUUGGAAGAUGGCUCUCAACCGGAGCAGUCUUUGGUGAAUGUCUUAAGGAAUAAUGUCUUUUCCAACCAUUCGAGUUGGAUGUUGUAUUACUAUUACUAUCGUUAUGUUGUUCAACCCUGGCAAUCCGUUCUGACCCACUCUACCGCUUUUUUUGCCUUGUCGGAAGGUUUCUUUACAGUUCUUGGAAUUCAAGCCAUCGGUGAGACAAAUAGGUGGUUAUUGGAUGAAAUGAACUCAAAUACUUGGAUAAUCGCUUCACUUUUGACAUCUGGCGGAGUAAUCACUGCUUCGCUUUACUACUUGUACAGAAUUUAUGUCACGCCCAUUUGGAAUCUUUCCGUGCAAACAGCUUCUUUGCUUGGUUUCACUUUGUCCAUUGUCUGCGGGAUUGGGUUAUUUGGAAUUGUUAGCAAGAACGGCUCUGUUAUUGAAAGCUCUUUGUUCUUUGCCUAUAUUGUCCGUUGCAUUUACGAGAUUUCGCCAAAAUUGGCCACUACUGCUACCGAUGAGAUACUAGAAGUAAUCAAAGUCGCCUGGCAGAAACAUCAAAAGAAUCUAUCCACAACAAACAAUUUGUUAUCGUACUAUCAAGAUGUAGUGUUGAAGAAUGCUGAGAUGGUAUGGGAAUCAAUUGUUCUUAGGACCAAGAACUCAGAUGCAACUACUUUUACUGCCAUUCAACCACUAAAUAAAUUGUGGCACGCAUUCACACCUAUCUGGAAAUUUUUCAAAGGAUUUGUCCUUUCGGUACCGUCAUCAAUUGGUGGUGUCUUUCAAGUGACACUCAAGUUAGCAUCAGAGUCAGUCUCGCCUGCGAUUGUCCUGAACCUAUGUUUCAGAGUGCUUGUCUUUUAUUCAGCUACAAGAAUCAUUCCAGCUUUACAAAGAAAGAAUACCAGAGAAUUGCGUAAAAGUCGUCGAAUAAUGAAUGUACUGUACUGGUACAGUCCCUGCAUCCUAAUUGCAAUGUAUACACAUCUGAUAUUGCAGUAUUCGGGUGAGCUGAACAGUGACCUGUGCCUGUGGGGUUGCAGCGAGAAAUGGUUUGGCUCCGGUCAACCAAAGAUUGAGAUAAACACAUGGGUCUUUUGGAACUGGUGUAACAUCUUUUGGACCGUACUCAUAUAUGGUAGUGAACUGAUCGGUGGUAAGAGGUAA